This is a messenger RNA of Saccostrea cuccullata (small rock oyster), 2471 nucleotides long. RefSeq lists its product as uncharacterized. The record is from RefSeq and is a predicted model, not a curated record. The transcript is spliced from 7 exons. The coding region runs from base 295 to 2430 and encodes 711 amino acids. Gene Ontology annotation, biological process: transmembrane transport. Gene Ontology annotation, molecular function: channel activity. Gene Ontology annotation, cellular component: cytoplasm; membrane. NCBI's taxonomy places the organism in Eukaryota, Metazoa, Mollusca, Bivalvia, Ostreida, Ostreidae.
ACGUUCUUACCCAACCCUUAAAAAAUAGCAUUGUUUAACUAUACAAGUGUUUUAUUUUGAGAUUGUUUCCUUUGUUUGUGUUUAUGUUUAAAUGCACAGUCAGGCGAGUCGUUGAAGGUGGGCUAAGAGGAUUAUAGUGGAAAAUUUUUUCAAAGCAUCGCAGCAUGGGUUAAUGACCUCAUAAAACCCCUACCUCACACGGAUUAUUAUUUUUUUUUCAAAAGAGAGUUUACUACAACAGAAUCAAAAUAAGUGUUGGAAUUCAAAUUGUGGACAACUGAUUAAAGCCUAAUCAUGGCUGACAGUAUUCUUACGACGAUCAGUAAUAUUACUAAUAUAACGGCUGAAGCCAUCAGUAAUUUAACGACCAAUGCAGAAGAAAUAAUUACAACGAUCCGUAAUUAUAUCAGUAAUUUUACUGAAGAAAUAAUACCAACGAUCAGUAAUUUUACUGAAGAAAUAAUACCGACGAUCAGUAAUUUUACAGCUGACGAUAUCGUGAGUUGGAGGGAGUUGUGGAUGAUGGCUCUAGGGUUUGAAGCUCCAGUCACGUAUUUUUCUUCCAUUAUCUCGUCCAUCUUCGUAUAUAUUCUGGUAUUACUAUUCUGCUUCAUCUUCUACCAGAUGUCGAGGGUGUUUUUACCUUGGUGUAUACAGGAAUACGUCUUAGAUUACUUCAAAACCUUGGCCUUCUGUACUUACUGUUUUGGACAUGGUGUGAUCAGGGAUGCCCAUGGGCAUCUUGGCUAUGUCUUUUGUUGUGUUCCACUGAGUACAAUUAGCAUCUUGAUUUUUCACCUUGGGGAUGGCACGCCAUUACAGGUAUGGCUGCAAUAUCUGAAGAGAAAAAUUCCACUCUGGAAAUUUGUAUUGAAAGUGACAGCUCAGAUCCUAGCUGGUUUUAGUUCCUGGGAACUAGGCCAUAUAGUUUAUAGACUGGAUUUUCACCACUCCUUUGAUGACCGAGUCAGUCAACAAGAGAACUGUGUGUCCGACCUGAAUACGUCCCCCCUCUCCGGCUUUAUCCUGGAGACUCUAGUCGUCACGUAUGAUUUCUGGUUGGACCAACAGACUCUCUCCAAAUAUGUGCCAAUAGACCUUGCUCUGAAGAUCUUCAAUUGUGCUGUACUUGUCUGUUUAGGCCUCAGUAAGACGGGGAUGUAUUUACACCCUGCCAUGGCGACAGGUCACACCUUGGGUUGCGGAUCCACAUCUAUCUGGUCCCAUAUAUUGGUCUACUGGAUAGGACCAUUCCUAGGGAUAAUCAUAGGAAUGAAACUUGCCAAAAAAUAUUCCUUGCCUUUCUACAAGAGACGGAAUCAUCAAAAGAAAGAAGACCAUGUCAUCAAGAACAGUGACAGUGGCAACCGUUUGUCUGAAAAAACAAUGAAUGGAGUUUCCGGCAGCGGUUUGUCUGAAAAAACAAUAAAUGGAGUUUCCAGAAACAAAGAGGCCUUUCGAAAGAGACUCGCUAGACAAUUAAGCUACCCUGACUUAGCAAAACACCCCAUGACGUGGAGAGAUGUCUGGGAAGUGGCAUUGGGGUUCGAACCCCCCGUCACCCAUUUCUCUGCUGCGAUCUCCGCAAUCAUCAUCUAUCUCCUGGCUCUGUUAUUCUGUUAUGUCUCUUACCAACUAGCAAAGGCAUUAAUGCCCGGGAUCGUACAAGAAUACGUCCUCGAUUUCUUUAAAACCUUGGCCUUCUGUACAUACUGUUUUGGGCAUGGGGUUAUAAGGAACGCACAUGGUCAUCUUGGAUAUGUUUUGUGCGUGGUGCCAUUGAAUACGGCUAGUGUGCUUAUAUUUAACAUAGGCGAUGGAACACCUCUAACUGUUUGGUCCAAGUAUCUUCGAGGUCUAAUUCCAAAAUGGAAAUUCAUCCUUAAAGUGUCUGCUCAAAUUCUUGCAGGGUUUUUCGCCUGGGAGCUUGGACAUUAUAUUUUAAGUCUGGAUUUUCAUUCGACUUUCUCUGAGAAAUUAAUUCAAAAAUCAAAUUGUAGUUCCGAUCUUAGAAUUGCUGCUUUAGGCGGAUUUGCUUUAGAAGGAAUUGGAGUUGCUUAUGAUUUCUGGAUGAACCAGCAGACGCUCUCUAAAUACAGACCUUUAGACAUAGCCCUGAAGUUUACCAAUACAGCACUGGUUGUAUGCAUAGGUGUGAAAAUGACUGGGAUGUAUAUACACCCAGCUUUAGCCACUGGACGAACCAUUGGUUGUGGAAACACCCCCAUCUUGUCUCACCUACUUGUUUACUGGGGCGGACCUUUUGUAGGAAUAUACUUAGGACUUAAGGCUAGCGAAUUCUUUUGUUUUUUCAACGAAUCGACUGAUAUUAAAGAAAAUGCUAAAAGUGUUCAGAGUGAUUCGCAUAACAGAAAAGUACAGUCAGGAAAAGUACGGCAAAGAAAGAAACAAACUGGAAAAGAAACGUGACACUGUUCAGAAAUCUUACAGAAUAAAUUUUAACAUUCUUA